ACCGUGUGUAACGGGGAGGCAGGGCAGCAGCGGGCGGCAGCUGUGUCGCUCGGGCCCCGAAUUUCCUCCUCUGGUUUGGAGCCAGGAAACGGGGCCGGCCGGCAGCAGGGCGCUGGGCUCUCGCUUGCGGCCCCCCUCUGCGGAAGGCCCCGGCAACGCGCCGUGUCUUCAUUUGCUGAAAGGAGAGCUCCCCCCGGAACGGAACGGGCCUGUGACGCUGGCAUAGCACCUCGGGGCGCACCUGUUCUUCCCAGACACCUGUUCACGGCCGUAUUGUUAUUCCUGCAACUCGCUGGCAAAAACCGCUCAGUCCUGAGGCCAUGGCCACGCUUAGAAGCAGCUCCUGCAGGUCCGAGCUCGGGAAGGAGCCACCCGGACUGCGGCCACCUUCAGUGUUAGUCAUUUACGUCCUGUAUCACCUAAGGCUUUACGCAACGUUUCCGCCCUGAGCCCCCGCGGUCUGAUCUGUGAUUGUAGUUGGCUGGCACGUAGGUUUGCGGUGUCUGAAGCCAACCUUCAAGAGAAGAAUCAAGGGGGAAACCCCACUUGAUGUGAAAUCCACCCAAGUAACAGCCAGUGUCCAGGCGGCCGAGUUCAGCGGGCCUGGAAAGGCAUGAGUGGGUUCUGAGAGCCGGUGCCCGGAACCGGCGGCACCCGUCUAGCCUCCUGGUCCCUGCCCGGCAUGCCGCCCCUGACGCUGGGCUCUGAGUCUGUUCCCAUCCGCGUGCUCACCCGUUUGGGACCCCUGCCAAGCGACGCUCCACAGGACGCCCGCAUCUGCCCUCACGUCCCCACAAAAACCCACCGCUGCUGAGAGCUCCCCCCGAUGGAGCGCGGCCGGCUGUUCGCGCCCCGUCCUGCUCGCUCAAGCCUCCUCCAGGGCCUGUGGCCCAAGUCUGAGUUCUUAGUGGCAUUUCCACCUGUCCCAGUUGUGCCACGAGCGUGCCUCUUGAGACAGGGACCUGCCCCGGGACACGUUCGAUUGGAGGAUUCAUCGAAGCAAACUCAAAACGUGUGAUCACGAAGACUGUUGCGGGGAGAGGGGGUGUCCUCGUGCGAUGAGGGGAGAGAUGAGGGGAAGCCAGACGCUGCACGAGACGGUCCCAGAGGCGCGCCGUUGGAAGAGAUGGGGCCGCCGCUUCAGGAAGUUCCUGCGUGGGUUUGGGGUCACGUGUAAAAGUCCCGAGGAGAGCAACCGACCGCCGUCAUUUACGAAGGAAAAGACGUGGCUCUGCAUCAGGGAGAGCAUCGUCCACGAUGCUCUCGUCCGUGUCUCUGCAAAUGCUGCUCUGCCUGAGUGGGGCGUAUGAUGCCCUGUAUUUCCUGGCCACGCUGCUCCUGAUCAUAUAUAAAAGUCAGGUUUUCACUUAUCCUUAUCCUUACCUGGUGCUCGACCUGAGUCUGCUGCUCCUCACGGGGAUUCUGGAAGUGGCUCGGUUAUAUCUUGAGGGCCCCACCGGGGUGCAGGCCUCCGGCCCUCUCUGCCUCCCGCGCCGCCGCAGGCCACCCUCUGGCGCUCCGCAGCGGGCGCCUACCGUGUGUAGGAGCACCCGCACGGGAAGAGCUGGUGGCGACCGACAGCUGGCUCCCCGGCCCUGCACCCCGCCCGGGCACAGCAGCAUGUCCCGCCCACCUGCACCAGCGACGCCGACGCCCACCAGCGAAGACGCAGGCACGUGCCCUUGUCACCCCCGCAGCACUGCGGGGGCCUGUGGGCAUCGCUGGCGCGGACGAGCCCACACCCCUGGGGCGGCAGGUGGCGCGGGGCACCGGCUCCCCUCCAGCAGCCGGGGCUCAGCGUUUCCUGUGACUGACCCGUUCGUAGAAUCCCCAGUUGUGUUUUACGGGUGUGCCCAACGCACUCCAGAAUUGCCCUUAGCCCAGAGAAAAAUAUUUUUGGAAAUUUUUUUUUAAAAGAUCUUAUUUAUUUUGAGAGAGAGAGCAGGAGUGGGAGGAGCAGCAGAGGGAGGAAAGGCAGGCUUCCCACUGAGCAGGGCGCCCCAUGUGGGGCUCCAUCCCAGGACCCUGAGAUCAUGCCCUGAGCGAAGGCCGCCCAGGUGCUUUGUUUUUGGAAACUUUUUUUUUUUUUUAAUUUUAAUUUUAAUUUUUAUUUAUUUA
This is a messenger RNA of Canis lupus familiaris (dog), 2118 nucleotides long. It is a transcript of the gene TMEM80, whose product is annotated as transmembrane protein 80. Gene Ontology annotation, biological process: non-motile cilium assembly. The transcript has 5 exons. Bases 1258 to 1914 code for a protein of 218 amino acids. The record is from RefSeq and is a predicted model, not a curated record. Gene Ontology annotation, cellular component: ciliary transition zone. Lineage: Eukaryota; Metazoa; Chordata; Mammalia; Carnivora; Canidae.